Molecule: messenger RNA, 2892 nt
Organism: Symbiodinium sp. CCMP2456
Lineage: Eukaryota; Dinophyceae; Suessiales; Symbiodiniaceae
Source: the annotation of a GenBank genome assembly
AUGGGUACAAUUGUGAUGGCUGCGGGAAACAUGUUUCUACAAUGCUGUUGUGUUUUUGAUGUCAAGGAACGCCAACAUGCUGUCCGCGGAGGGGCUGCGGGAGAUUGUCGAACGGGAGGGCUGGUUUUGGCGGCCACCGGCUUUGAUGAUGUGGCUGCUUUUGCUGGGCUCGGUGCUGCUCCUCGUCUUCGGUUGCCGCCAAGAUGCACGGGUGCACAGCUCUGGGUUGUGGCGCGACGAGUUUUUCCUCGCGGACAUGCCCACAAAGGAUGGAGGCCUCGCAAGCCUCGGAAGUCUCUGUGGGCUGUCCAAACAGGCCUCGGAAAGCCAACCUUCUCAACACCCCGCCGAAGAACCGAAGAAUCCAGGCAUGUCUCGCAGAGAAGCUGGAGAGCUCGUCUGGGGAAGAGCUCAAGGUUUCUUUCAUGGAAGCCUUCUGCCAACCUUUCGUCCUUAUCCGAGGCACGUCGUCAGCUCCUCCGUGCUCCAACCUUGGCUUCGAGGCUUCGCGAGCGGCUCCUUUGCCAGAACACGCUCUGGGAAGCGGCACGCAGGUGCGGUCUGCACUGCAGCUCCAUCGAGAUGCACGUCUGGGGGCAGAAAGGCUGGGUCCAGGGGAGUGUGGCUGCGCAGAAGUCGCCGCAGCUGAAGGAGCUGGUCAUGGCGCUGGAUGAGGUGCUGCCGCAGUCAUUCCUGACUAUCCACGCUUCUCGUUGGCACCUGAUCGGGACGGCUCUCUUCACGAUGCACCCAGUCUACGAGCUCUCCAUGUGCGACCUUCACAUGACUGCGACGAAGCGAGCCAAGAUCGUUGUGGACUGCAUCCUCGGUUCUCUGUCGUUUGUGGCCUUGUUCUUCUCCGUGGACGGCACAGCUGUGGCAGCCAGGAGUCCAUCGGAGUGUCCCUUGCAACAGGGAACACUCGUGUGGUACCUGUUCGUGGCUUUCUUUUCCGUGCUGCUGAGCUUUGUUCCGCGCAGUCUAGAGCUCUAUCUUGCUCGCCGCAGCUUUGUGCCAGAGAGCCGCAAUCAUGCUCGUCAACUUCGGACAAGACGCCACAGGGAUGCAGGGUUCUGGGUCUUCAGCACGUGUCUCGCGCUCCUCUAUCUCCUGGUUAUCAUUGCUUUCUUGGCCAACCUGUCCGAGGCAGACGAGUGGAAAUGGAUGUUUACCUUCUGGGUCGUUCUCCUGCGCAAGCUCUUCAUCGUGCCUGUCUUGGCAUGCCUCGUCUCGGGGCUUGGGAGCGUGGCCGUCGGCACGGCACCUGAGCCACCCAAGAAGUUCGGCUUGGACUUCUCCUCGCUUUGCGACGGCGGCGAAGGCGAAGGAGACCAGAAGAGUCAGAAGAGCGAAGGCCAAGGAGCUUGGGCCGAGAAGGUGCAGGAGCUGGCUGGCAGGGGCCUCACCAUCCGCCAGCUGCUCGAGUUCUAUGCCAUGCUGGGUCGCGAGGUCAUGGAACACUUCAGCCCAGAAGAGUCAACCACACACGAUGUCGUACGCCAGGCCAUCAUCCCGCUCUCUCUGCACAUGAAACGGCGCCGCUUCGAGGUGGUCAUCCAUGAGACGGCGGCCUGCAAGAAGGCCCUCGAUGCUCUCCGAAGUGCUUCGGCCCCUGCCCCUGCCCUGGAGAUCUGCGUGGCGAAGAAGGGCCUUGUUGGUGAGAGGGGUGAGAGGGCCGUGAGCUACGCGGUGAUCUGGGACGAGGCCAUCCUGGUGGAGGACCUCUGCCUUGACGACGGCCUGCUCUUCCGUGUCUCCGACAAGGAAGAGCUCUCCUUAACCGUGGCGGCCACAGACUUCUGGCAAGGCUUCAAGGGACCCUUCCAGCUCGACGGCUUGGAGCUGCACGUUACCAUCUUGGUCAAAUCCGACCUGGAUGAGGUCCAAUCCGAGCCAAACGAGGAGGAGGGUGGCAACCAGACGUGCCAGGCAGAGGCGACAGCGGCGAAGGUGCAGGCGCGGGGGGUGAUGCCAAGUUCAGCGAAUGCUCCGCUUCCAGAAUGUUUGAGCUGCGGCGCCGCUGGCAUGGACGAAGAGGUGAAUGUUCAGAUCCUUACCAGCGGAGACAUGGUGGACUGUUCGAAUGUCAGCCAGGGGCGUGGAGGCGAGAAGGGGGCAUAUGGGCAUGCCUAUGCAGCCACUGUGAACAGUGAACCGUGCAUGCCGCUGAAGAUGGUAACGCAUAGCUGGCGCAACAAGUUUUCCUUCCUCCUCGCGGCCAUCCUCGCGGAUGCCUUGAACAGUGAGAAGUAUGAUCAGAUCGCUCAGCUGCUUGCAGAACGCCAGCUCGGAAAGAUUGUCCGUGCUUUGCAGAAGGCAGGGAAGCUUGACGCCGCCUAUUGGAUUUGUGCAUUCUCGGUGAACCAGCACACGGGGAUUUGCGCUACACCGCCAGCAACAGACUCAACUGGCCACGCAAUCACUCCUUGCUGCUGCGCAACACCGAAGCACUUCGAUGGGGACCUAAGCGAGAUGAACAAGUUUGACGAUAUGAUGGCCUACCUCAAGACAUACUUACGGGGCCACGGCCAGGCUCGGCUGGAACAGGUGGUGGCCUUGGAGCAGGACUUCACCUUGCUCACCAGGGUGCUUUGGUUGAAGACUUUGCGAAGCAAGCUCACCCACCCUGCGGCUUUGAAGAUACAUUCGUCAGCUUCCAGGGAUCAGUGCCUGGAUCGCCUCGUCAGCUUGGAUGUUCGAAAAGCCGAAGCCUCCUUUCCUGCAGACAAGGAGCUGGUCUUGGGGAAGAUCACAGACGUGGAUGGAUUCAACAAAGACCUUCAACAGCUCAUGCUGCAUCGCCUGGAAGGCUUCUUGCACGCGGAGCAGGUGAAGACUUUCGCGACCUUGCUUGAUGAAGUGGUUCUGGCAGUCAUCAGCGUGGCCAUCUGA